AUGUCCCCAUAUCAGCUAGUUUUUGGUAAAUCAUGCCAUUUAUCUGUUGAGCUAGAACACAAAGCCUUAUGGGCAUUGAAAGCUCUGAAUUUAGAUUGGACAAAGGCUUCAAGGGAGAGGUUGGACCAAUUGAAUGAAUUAGAUGAGUUCAGGCUCAAAUCUUACGACAGUUCAGCCAUUUACAAAGAGAAAAUGAAGAAAUGGCACGACACACAGAUAGUCCAGAGGGAAUUCAAUGUUGGAGAUUGGGUGCUAUUGUACAACUCACGACUAAGGCUAUUCCCAGGAAAGCUAAAAUCCAAAUGUAUGGGCCUUUCAGAGUGA
Molecule: messenger RNA, 324 nt
Organism: Solanum verrucosum
Lineage: Eukaryota; Viridiplantae; Streptophyta; Magnoliopsida; Solanales; Solanaceae
Exons: 1
Coding region: 1-324 (107 amino acids)
Source: RefSeq, a predicted model, not a curated record